This is a messenger RNA of Prunus armeniaca (apricot), 402 nucleotides long. The record is from the annotation of a GenBank genome assembly. NCBI's taxonomy places the organism in Eukaryota, Viridiplantae, Streptophyta, Magnoliopsida, Rosales, Rosaceae.
AUGAAGCAGACCUUCCUGGACCAUUUCAUGAUCCAGACUGAUCGCCUGUACACCGCAGACAACUUGUACAUGCUUCAGCAGGGUAAGGAUGAACCCCUCAGGGAGUAUGCAGCCCACUUUAGCCACGAAUACUCUCGUUGCCCAGAGAUUGACGAUCGCGCUGCCUUCGAUGCUUUUAAGAGUGGCAUCCGCGAGUCCAACUUCCGGUACAUGGUCCACAGCAACCCUUGGAACACAUAUGCUGAGCUAAUGAAGCAACCAACAGUUCACACCAAGGCUGAAUACUUCAAUUCCAAGCGUGGCUCAGCCACCUUUGCACGCAACACCUUUGGUGAUCCUUUACCUACUUCAGUACCCACCCCGGCCCUACCUCAACAUUCUGCCCAGCCACCAAGUACCUAG